GCGAUAGGUUUUGGCAAAAGAGUGGCAUCUCCGCCUUUUGUCUCGAAAUUUGUAUGACUUUUGGUUGAUUUUUGUAUUUCUUUGGUUUUGUUUUCAUAAAAAAGAUGGACAAGAAGGAAUCAGGCGUGGAGGCUUUUGCGCCAGAAACCAUACAGAAAAUGGACGAGGAUGCUGCCGCAGCGGCGGCCGUUGAUUCUGAUGCGUCGCCAAGCAAGAAGAUGUUGAUUUCCGCUACGGAGACUUCGGAAGAGAACAAAGAUGUUCUGGGGAUGCAUGAGGAUGAACUUAUUUCGCAGGAAACGCUGCGCGCCUCACCCAUCCAGUGGCCGGAGCGCUUCCCCGGAAUGGAGGAGUUUCUUACCAUGAGCGACACGCCCAUCUACACGCCCACCAUGGAUCGUAGCAACAAUCUUACUACCGAAGACAUAGCCCAUAUGAAUCAGCUGUCCCAACUGGAGCCAGAUCAGCUGGUGGAAAAAAUUAAAUCGUUACAGGAUGAGAUCUACCAGCUGGGGCUGCGGGAGGCCAAGGAAAUGACCCGUGGCAAGCUGCUUGGCAUCUUCGACCGUGACCAGCUGCCCAAGCGUCAGUCGUAGGAGGAUCUAGUCCCUGAAUGAUUAAGCCCUAGUUUUAAUGUAAAUAAACGUUAUGCGUUUCGUAGUGUGUAAUGGUA
Molecule: messenger RNA, 673 nt
Organism: Drosophila serrata
Lineage: Eukaryota; Metazoa; Arthropoda; Insecta; Diptera; Drosophilidae
Gene: lin-52
Product: DREAM core complex component lin-52
Biological process (GO): regulation of DNA-templated transcription
Cellular component (GO): DRM complex
Source: RefSeq, a predicted model, not a curated record